Molecule: messenger RNA, 4454 nt
Organism: Carassius auratus (goldfish)
Lineage: Eukaryota; Metazoa; Chordata; Actinopteri; Cypriniformes; Cyprinidae
Product: GTPase IMAP family member 8-like
Exons: 4
Coding region: 648-2828 (726 amino acids)
Molecular function (GO): GTP binding
Source: RefSeq, a predicted model, not a curated record
CUAUAAAAGCCCUGCACUCAGAGUCUAUCGCACCUAAACUCAUGUUCAGAGAAGCUGCUGCUGCAUUUACGAGCAUCUGCUUAUUCAUCUCAACAGAACCAUCACAGAAGAGACGCUUCUUCAAUAUUUCCAUAUUUCUGUUUAUUAAAAAAAAAAAAAACGUGAUUAGACGAAAACGGUUUCAUUCUCAAUUAUUUUUUAAACCUCCACGGACGUGUGCAGGAUAGUUCUUGUCUUUCAGCGUUUUUCUUUUUCUAUUAAUUUCAGUGUUGGCGUUGAAAUGGCUUCAAAUUCAGUGAGUGAUCUGAGGAUUGUGCUGAUAGGAAAGAAUGGAUCAGAAAACAGCCGAGUGGGGAACACUUUACUGGGAUCAGAAGUGUUUCACAGUGGAGCUGGGUCUUAUUCACAGCAGCACAGUGUGAGAAUCAGUGGAGCUGUGGAGGAGAGACACAUCACAGUUAUAAACACUCCUCUCCUGCCUCCAGAAGAAUCGCUCACACCAUCAGAUAACAGAGAGAGUGAGAGAGUGUGUGUCUCUGUCUGCUCCAGGACCUCAUGUGAUCAUACUCGUACUGCAGUAUAAUGACUUCAAUGAGAACAACAGACACAGAGUGAAAUAUCUGCUGAGCCUCUUCAGUGAGCAUGCCAUGAAACACACUAUAGUGCUGACUACUGAUGAAGAGAGCACAAAUAAUGCUAUUCAUGAUUUAAUAAAGGAGUGUGGAGGAGGACAUCUACAGUUUGAUACAGUAAACACAAGAUGGCGCUCUGAGCUGAUCAGAAGAACAGAAGAGAUACUCAAGAAAGAUCAAGAAGAAUUUCUCCUCUGUAACAUGUAUGAGGAUGGAGGUGAUGGAGCAUCAGUGGAUGUAGAUCUGAGCAGAUCUGGAGCUUCAGUCAGAGCAGAAGAUGAAGAGGAGGAUUCUGAUCGUGAUGGAGGAGAUUCAGAGGAUGUGAAGUUGAAUCUGCUUGUGUGUGGGGGUAACAGAGAAUUAAAAUCCUUCACAUCAAACCUGAUCCUGAAGCAGAGCGAGAGAAGAUCAGAGCUGAUCUCAGAGUGUGUGAGGAGAGACGUGGAGCUUGAUGGACGUCUGAUCAGUCUGGUGGAGCUUCCAGUUCUGUUCAACACUGAGCUCUCAGAGGAGGAAGUGAUGUGUCAGACUCACCGCUGUGUGUCUCUCUGUCAUCCUGGAGUUCAUGUGUUCAUCCUCAUCAUUCCUGAUGCUCCACUUAAUAAUGAAGACAGAGCAGAAAUAGAGGAGAUCCAGAAGAUCUUCAGCUCAAGAGUCAACAAACACAUCAUGGUCCUCAUAAAGCAGAAAUCAGAGCAUCAGACAGAAGAACUCAAUGAAGAAACACAGUCUGUCAUUGAGAGAUUUGGAGGACGACAUCAUUUCAUCGGCCUGAACACACAAGUGUCUGAGCUGAUGGAGAAACUGGAGCAGAUGGUUGAGGAAAAUAGUGGAGUUCGUUUCUCCACAGAGACAUUGAUGGAGGCACAGAUGGAUAAACUGCAGAAAUUAGAAGAAAUGAAGACGAGAGUCCAUUCAUUCGAGACGUGGUUUCAGUCACAAGAUUCAAGAGACAGAGAAAAUGAUCUGAGGAUUGUGCUGCUGGGAAAAACUGGAGUUGGGAAAAGUUCAACAGGAAACACCAUCUUAGGAAGAGUCAUGUUUAAAGCUGAAACAUCUCAAGAGUCUGUUACUGAAGUGUGUCAUCGAGAGAAAGCUGAAAUCAACAACAGACACAUCACUGUGAUCGACACUCCAGGACUGUUUGAUACUGAACUCAGUAACGAAGAAAUCCAGAGAGAAAUCAGCAACUGCAUCCCAAUGAUCCUGCCUGGACCACAUGUGUUCAUCAUCGUGCUCAAUUUAGGACAACGAUUCACUCAAGAAGAAGCAACAGCAGUGAAGAUCAUCCAAGAGACGUUUGGUGAACACUCAUUAAUGUACACCAUGGUGCUCUUCACCAGAGGAGAUGAUCUGAAUGAUAAAACCAUUGAUCAGUGUUUGGGAAAACCUGGAUCUGCUUUAAAUGAACUGAUUAAAGCGUGUGGAAACAGAUUCCAUGUGUUCAAUAAUAAUGAGACUAGAGACCGAACACAAGUGACCGAUCUACUGCAGAAGAUAGACAACAUGGUGAAAGAAAACGGAGAGAGUUACUACUCAUGUAAGAUGUUCAGAGAGAUGGAGAGAGAAAUACAAGAACAACAGAAGAACAUACUGAUGGAGAAAGUGGAGCAAGUGAACAGAGAAAAAGAAGAACUGAUGACAAAACAUGAAGAAGAGAAAAAGAGAAUGAGGAUGAAGAUGGAGGAAGAACAACAGAUUCACGAGAAAGAGAGAAAGAGAAGAGAAGAAGAAUUUAGAGAGAGAGAAGAACAAUAUAAAACAGAGAUAAAAGAAAGAGAAGAACAAGAGAGAAAGAUACGAGAGGAACUGAAGAGAGAACGAGAGGAAUGGAUGAAACAGACACAACAAGAAAGACAAAGAAGAGAAGAAGAGGAGGAGAAAUGGAUAAAGAGAGAACAGGAAAUGAUGGAGGGAGAAAAACGGAAGCGUAACAAAGAGAGAAAGAGAAGAGAAGAGGAAUUCGAUGAGAUGGAACAGCGAUAUAAAAUGGAGAUGAAAAAAGAACGGGAGAAAUGGGAGUCACAGGAACGACAAGAAAGAGAAAGAAGAGAUGAAGAGUUGAGAAGAUGGAGAAGGAAACAACAGGAAACAGAAGAUGAAUAUUAUGAGAAACUUAAACGAGAAAGAGAAAGACAACAACUUCAGUCCGAUUAUGAAGCACAGAUGAGAAUGAUGAUGAUGAAGAAGAUGUAGGAAGAAAGAAAGAAUAAUGACAAAGAGAAAAAGAGGCUAGAAGCACUGAAUAGAGAACGAGAGGAAUCGGAGAAACAGAAUCAACAGUAAAGACAAAGAGAAGAAGAAACACCCAACUCUAUUCAACUUCAUACAGGAACUCCUGAGGUUCAGCAGACAAACAAGUCAGAAUAAAAACCAUCUCAUUUUAAAUUAAUUUGACAAAAAUGUAGUAUUUGGGAGUGAACAAAGCUUUUAUCGCACUACACUGUGCUUUUCAACAGUUUAUAUGACUGCUGUAUUACUUAGGAAAUAUUUCACUGGUUUAUGAUCAUCAGUUACUCAAGCAGUUUAGGAUCAGCUGAAAGCAGAAUUUAAUCAGUUGUUGUUAGUCUGUAAACUCGUUGUCAGAUUCAGAUUCAGAUACACUUUAGAAAUGAUAACAAAGAUCUUGAGCCCAGAUGCCGCAGAUUUCAGAAUUGUUCUCUUCACCAGAUGAUCUGAAAGCAGCAGAUUUGGCAUUUUUUGCUUCUUUAAUAAAUCAAGCUCAAGUUUUAAAAAAACAAGCCGAUUAUGAAAAAAAGAGAGAAGGGAUAUGAAAUGGAAUAUAAAAUCAUGAGAAUGAGACAGAGGGAAAAAGAACAAAGCACAAGAUAGAUGAGGAAAGGGAGAGAGUAGUUCAGAGAACAAGAGGAAUCAGAAACAAUCAGAAGAAGAGAAACAGAAAAGAGAUGAAUAUAAACAAAGAGAGGAGAUGAAGAGAGAGAAUGAAGAUCAGUUUUAUUCAGAUUAGUCCUGAAUGUCCCUCCUGCUGGAAGAUGCAAUGGACAGGUAAAGUGUCUGGACUUGCUUUGAUUACUCUUUCUGCACGGUGUGUUGUGGAGGAUCUCCUGAAGUCCUCAGUCUUUAAGUCUUCAGCUUCAGGUUGUUAGAUCUGCCCCGGGACACCAGAUGAUCCUCCUCCAGUCUGUGUGCAGACUCAUGCGGGACAUCUGCAGAAUCAUUUGAAACAUUUAGGAGCUUUACAGAGGCAUGUUUGUAAAUGCAGUUGUUGGUAUAUAAGGCCUGCUGUGCUCCAGUGCUGAGAGUCAGGGAAUCUGAGCUGGGUUUGCCCACUUUUACACACUUUUACACACAAGAACUGUAAAAUCUAUCGCUCCAGUGAAUGAAACAUGAGAUGCUGAUGCAGGAUAUAAUGAUUCUUUAUAGCAUGUGUGUGUGUUUUUAAGAACAAUGCUAAUAAUUGAACCGUAUAAUCUUUGUUCAUGUAUUUAAUAAUUUAUUAUAUAACUCAUCAUUUUCCUUGCUUGCUUUUGUUGUUUAAUCUAAUGUGAAUUGUCUGAUACAGCAAUACAUCUCCGCUCAGUGAUGCUGACAAAGCUAAAAUGUCUCUGUAGUGUGUUUAACCAAGUUUAUUUCAGUGUACAGCCAAUAUAUUCACAUCGACAUAUACACACACAAUUACAGAAGGAAAGAGGGAAGCCAGUUGAGCGGAACGGCCAGCAACAUCCUGACAAUUAAAAGCUUCAACACCUGAACCUGAUCCUGAUUUUUCUGUGUGUUCUUCUGUGUUGCUCUUUCUUCUCCUGCUGUCUAACUGCUGUUAUCAGUGUUGUGUUGUUGGUGAAAUAAAUAGAUGAACAUCAA